This is a messenger RNA of Trypanosoma cruzi, 1335 nucleotides long. RefSeq lists its product as uncharacterized. The record is from RefSeq and is a predicted model, not a curated record. The transcript has a single exon. Lineage: Eukaryota; Euglenozoa; Kinetoplastea; Trypanosomatida; Trypanosomatidae. Bases 1 to 1335 code for a protein of 444 amino acids.
AUGGCUACUCACAGCUACUACGGUGGCUACUCACUUAUUCGCUCCAGUGCAUACACUGCCAACAGCAACGGGUGUGGGAACAGUUGUAGCAGUAAGAACGCGAGUUCCACCAGGGAUGGGACGCGAACAGCGGGGUUGGCCCGGAUGAAUUUUGCCUCAUGCAACAGCGACUGGAUGCCAUCCCUUGCGACAUCCUCGGCGGCUGAGGUGCGUUCCACGGUGAUGCCCGUUGACGCAGUGGGAGAUGUUGCCUCCAGCGCGAGCGCCCCAACGCGCACCCCGCUCAUUCAGGCCCUUUUGGCCAUGCAGAACUUUUACCGCGGGGUGCCUCUCUGCGUCACCAAUACCACCGCCCGGAAUGCUUCCACGACCACAACCGUCACACCCCCCGCAGCACCCAGUGCGAAGAUGGAAAAAUUUGUUGCUGCAACCACCGCGGAGGUUUCUAAGCGAGCGGAGACAAAAAAAAUGUUACCCACCAUUCCAAUGCCCAUCGGCGGCGACACGUGGACGGCGCUCAGUGACACGGUACUUGCGGCUAAAACCGGCGUCGUCGCGUCACGGCAUGCAUUGAAACGCCCAGUAGCUCCUAUGGCCGUUGGAGUGACGGAUGCGGAUCUUGACAGGGAGAUGAGGUCAACGCGCAAGGGCCCAGAGCCGCUAUUCCGCGAUCUUUUGGCCUUUUCUUCGCCUUCCGAGACACCCACCCAGAGUGCAUUUGCGUGCAACACGAAUAAUAGCAAACGAAGGGACCCCGUCCCCGCAGAUGAACUUUUUUCAUUCCAACAACAUGAACAGGAACAAAAGCAGCAUUGUCCUGUCCCACCCGCCCCAAUUUCUGUGAGCCCUCUCUUGUCCCCCAAUCGAGAAAACAGCCUGGCGCCAGAAGAGAAGUUGCAAAUGUUUCAGAAGCAAUCUGAAGUCCCAGGUGGUUUCUACGAUGAGGGACAUUAUGCGUUGCGUUCAUCCCCUAAAGAAUUGCAGAUGGGUCUUGCCAGCUUUUCCUCCACACCGGAGGAGAGGCAGCAAGAGAAGAGCACCAUUCCUGUUUUGUCUGGUGGGAUAAAUGGCGCUUCUCGCCAGGGCAUUCAAAGAAACCAAUUGCUGAGGGAAGGCGAUGAGGACAAGCCUUUGUUCGACGAAGAAGAUGAGGAUGCCCUGGAGCACAUUAGACAAGUCAUCAACAUUGUUCUAUCAGUUAAUGCUUCCGAGAAUGCCUCCGCGGAUACAGAUGCCUCCUGCAAGCCUAAAAAGGGCCUGGAGUUUGGCAUGGAGUGGUUGAAUACCCGGUACCACCAAAGUGAGCAGCAAAACUCCUUCUUUCAGGGCUUUUAG